AUGCGUCCGUUUUCAGUCUGCCUUUUGCUCGCCUUCAUUUUCGGGCUCACUUUUACGAUGAGCUUCGUUGCGCCAGGAGGAGCCGUGCCGUUCUGCACUUUCACCCCCAUUUGCAACACGUUUUGUCCGGAUGUGACCGAAUGCUGCCAAACGCUCGGCUUUCCGAGCGGCGCGUGCUCGGGCGGACUAGCUUGCUGCACU
This is a messenger RNA of Mesorhabditis belari, 201 nucleotides long. The record is from the annotation of a GenBank genome assembly. Lineage: Eukaryota; Metazoa; Nematoda; Chromadorea; Rhabditida; Rhabditidae.